AAAAUGAUUAUAGGCAUGUGCAUUUGGUUGGGAAUGGAUGGAUCUUCUGUUAGUGUUAUAGAAGCUUUUGGUUAUUGUUUGGGAUCUUGAGUUUGAAGCUAUGUUUUGUUCCGUUGUUGUUGCAUUUUUAAAGAGUUUGACUUUAAAGGGUCUGCCAAAUGAUGCUGGGAUAUUGCGCAAGGGCUUUGAGUUCUGGAUUAGUAUCAACCGGAACGAAUGAGAUUAAUGGUAUUAGCUAUCCCUUCUGAUGGCAUCUUUAAAACCAAGUUUUCUAGAUUUGUCUACUACCAAUCUCUAACGGAUUAGGGAUAAACAGACAGGAGCUUCUUGUUAAGUUGAGUGCAAGCGCGAUGCUGUGUGUUUGUUUUUCUUUCAUAAUGUUAUCUGAUUUUGAUCAAUUCCUGUUGUCAGUUUAAGAAAUUGGUCAGUCCGUCCAGCCUACCAGGGUUUAAGGCAACAUGAUGGUUGUGCAUUUUAUUUUUUCCUUUUGGAAAACUUUCACCUUGUUCAGGCUUUUGUGUUGUAAAAAUAAUCUUGCUUUUUGUUUGAGCUGUUGUAUGGCUUAUGGCUGACGGUCAUGUUUGCUUAUGGAAUUUGUCACGGUAUGUUGAUUGUGUUUGUAAUGAGAUUUAGGUUCAAAAAGUGGCCAGUUGUAAUUGAUUUUCUCGUUCUGCCAUGUGAUGUUGGGACAUUGCGCAAGGGCUUUGAGUUCCAUAAUAGUAUCACUGGGACAAAUGAAAUGGAUAUUAUCACGUAUCCCUUCUGAUGGCAGCUAUUGAUCAUCUCUUGGACACGGUUAUUAUAUUUUCAAAGACUUAAAUUUGGGCUUCUGUUUAAGUUAUGUCAGCUACAAAGUGUUGUUUUGAAUCUAAGAAAUGGGUGGUUAUAGGUUUUAAGGCAAAUGAUGUGUGUAGAAUUCGAAUACUCUUGCUUCCAAUUUAAGAUGUUAUAGUGGCUUAAAAUGCCUAUUUGCUUUUGUGUUUCUUUUGGCUGUUGGAUCUCCUUGGAUCUAUCUGUUUUCUUAGACUUCACAAACUGUCAAUUGUAGUCGAAAGCGUUAGUAUGCCAUAUGAUGAUGGGAAUUUGCGCGAGGGCUUUGAGUUCCACAAAGUAUCACUGGGACAGUUGAAAUGUAUAUUGUAACCUAUCCCUUCUGAUGGCAGCAUUGGUCAACUUUUGCAUAGAGCUAAUGUUUGGACAUUCACCCUCACUUUGUUUCACCCAUCUCAACCUGUACUGGACAUAGGGAUGAUAACAGUUUUCUCAUAUUUUGUAUACUUUAGUUAUCAGUGGGUGAGAAAGGGAAGGAGAAAGCUCCUUCUGUUAAUGGCUGAAUGUGAGCUUGACUACUGAUAGAAUAGGUAGACAACCCAGAAGGGUUGAUGAAGAGGAAGAAUUUAGGUGAUGGGAACACUGCUGGAUUUGGAACUGUGAAAAGGAGUUGAGAUCUUUAAUUCAAUGAAGCAUAUUGUGAAAAUUCUGACACUCUUGGUGGCCAUCUCUUCCAUAUGGAUUGGCCUCUUACAGACAUCUAUUAUUCCACGUAGUCAUACUUGGUUGCUCCCCAUAUAUUUUGUUGUGUCGCUAGGAUGCUAUGGCCUUCUAAUGGUUGGAGUUGGUCUGGUACAAUUUCCAACUUGUCCUCAAGAAGCAGUAUUGUUGCAGCAGGACGUAGUUGAGGCGAAGGAAUAUUUGAAGCAGAAAGGAAUUGAUGUCGGUGGUUGCGAUUGAUGUUCUGACCAGAGUUCUACUGUCCCAUUUUGAAUUUUAGAUAUAGUGGAAGACCCUUACAGAAUAUAUAUCAUCGAACUUCACUUACUGUAGCACUGACAUUGUGGUAGUCUUCAUAACAGUUGAUUGCUUCCAUGUGAAUGAAAAUUGUGAGGUUUUUCCAGACUAAACAAUGAGCGAAGGAAAAAUAUUCUGUACAUUUCAUCCUUGAUGUUCCUUGUAGAAAUCUGAGUUCUGUCAAGUGCCUCUCUUUUCCCUCUGAAUGUUCUAUAAUCAUGGUGACCCAUAUAAACCAAAUGGCCAGACAGAUGACCUUGUCUCUUAUUUUGCAUCCAGUUGUCAUGGAAGGUCUUCCUGAUCUUUGGUGGAUGCUAACAGCCACAUGAUGUGCUGGCUCCAUCAAGAGGUCAAUACAUCAUGG
This is a messenger RNA of Argentina anserina (silverweed cinquefoil), 2152 nucleotides long. RefSeq names its product dolichol-phosphate mannose synthase subunit 3. Gene Ontology annotation, cellular component: dolichol-phosphate-mannose synthase complex; endoplasmic reticulum membrane. Gene Ontology annotation, biological process: GPI anchor biosynthetic process. Lineage: Eukaryota; Viridiplantae; Streptophyta; Magnoliopsida; Rosales; Rosaceae. The record is from RefSeq and is a predicted model, not a curated record. Bases 1459 to 1731 code for a protein of 90 amino acids. The transcript has 4 exons.